Suillus plorans is the source of this 1248-nucleotide messenger RNA. RefSeq names its product WD40-repeat-containing domain protein. The transcript has a single exon. Gene Ontology annotation, molecular function: protein binding. The record is from RefSeq and is a predicted model, not a curated record. NCBI's taxonomy places the organism in Eukaryota, Fungi, Basidiomycota, Agaricomycetes, Boletales, Suillaceae. The coding region runs from base 246 to 1196 and encodes 316 amino acids.
AGGUGAAGUGUAAAGGCGAUAUUACGAGCGCGGGACCGAGAACGACGAGGAGUGUAUCACUAGAACACAAAGGUAAAUCUCAGUUCGUUUGAAACGACUCUAUUGAUCUAUGUACCUAGAACACAAAGGUAACUACGAGCCGUUAGUUAACGUAAAUGGCGGGUACGAGAAUAUACCCACAUCUCAGUUCGUUUGAAACGACUGAGAUGUUCGGACGCUGGAGCUGCUCCUUUUAAGGUGAGUGCAUGGUUACUGGAUAUGAGAGAGAAAUAUUGAAAAAGAUUUGCAGCACACGAGCCGACGUCAUACGUCGCUCGUCUAUGUCCAAAAUGGCGUGCGCUCGGACCUAUCAUUCCUCCCCUCGUCCUAUCUCGGAUCUCUCGGCCUCGGACUCCAACAAAGUGUAUUGUAUAGCGUUGUCUCCGGACGGGAAGAAAGUGGUUAGCGGGAGUAAGGAUGGCAUAGUGAAGUUGUGGGACAUCGACACAUGCAAAAUCAUCACUAGAUGGAUGGGGCACAAAGAGACAGUGGUGUCUGUCUGCUGGAGUCGAGAUGGUCAGAGAGUGUUGAGCGGAUCUGGCGAUGGGAUUGCAAGGCAAUGGGGCGUGGAAAGCAGAGAGACAACCCUCGAGUCAAUCGAGACUGGGCACGUCUUCCUGUGGGCAGUCGUCUAUUCACCAAACAUGAUUGCGACUGGUGGACAUGAUGGACCCUGGACUGGACAACCCAUCGAGGGCUCCAUCAAAAUCUGGGACACAAAGACAGGCGAGCUUGUCGCAACUCUCAAAGGACAUACAUGGACAGUGGGUUGCCUGGCUUAUACCAAGGACGGAAAAACGCUUAUAUCUGGGUCAGACGAUCACUCCAUUAGGACAUGGAAUACCAAAACAUGGAAGCAAACCGCACUACUGCAAGCGCACACCAACCAGAUAUGGGCCAUUGUGACAUCUCCGAAUGACCACAUCCUCGCAAGCGCAUCGUACGACAAUACAGCGCUAUUGUGGAACCUCGACAUUGGCCAACCCAUCGGUCCGCCCCUCUGGCAUGUAAACUUCGUUGACUCCGUAUCGUUUUCAGGAGAUGGAAAGCUACUAGCUACUGCCUGCUGCGACACAAACACGUACACAUGGGAUGUUGCUGGGAUUGUAAAAGAAGCUGGCCUCGACGACCUACUUUUGAAUUCAAAGGUGAGUUGAUGUGCACGUCUUGUUGUAUAUCCUCACAGCUGAACACGCUCUGCCAGACCAA